Labrus mixtus (cuckoo wrasse) is the source of this 4864-nucleotide messenger RNA. RefSeq names its product transient receptor potential cation channel, subfamily V, member 4 (gene trpv4). The transcript has 17 exons. NCBI's taxonomy places the organism in Eukaryota, Metazoa, Chordata, Actinopteri, Labriformes, Labridae. Gene Ontology annotation, biological process: actin filament organization; calcium ion import across plasma membrane; osmosensory signaling pathway. The record is from RefSeq and is a predicted model, not a curated record. Gene Ontology annotation, molecular function: protein binding; calcium channel activity. Gene Ontology annotation, cellular component: cilium; membrane. Bases 308 to 2923 code for a protein of 871 amino acids.
GAGCAGCCACUGUGUGUCCCGGCCAAAAUCUGUGUGAAAGCCUUCGUUGUUCUGUUGGAUUUUACCGGCGCUCGGACACAUGAAUGAGAAGCACACAGUGAUUUAGUUAAAACAGUUCAUGUCUUCUGGCAGAAGUCAAGGUAAACCAAAGACAGACCUUCAGACUAUGGGAAGAAUCUGCGUAGUGGUUUAUUUUUUAAGAAAAUAGAAAAUAGAUGUGAAGAUUAGAUCAAGGACGCCCCCAUGCUUCAGCAUCAUUUCCAGUCUCACCUGAAGAGGAAUUUGGCAAAUUACUGUGAUAUAAGGGAUGAAUGAGGGCCGCUCUGCUAUGCUCAGAAGGUGCCACCUUGCUCUGUCUAAGGCUGACACCCUCUGCUCUGCUCCUGUGAAAGCUGCUCACGCUGUGGACAAUGGCGGGGCCUCCCAGCCUGAGAGCGAUGCAGCGUUCCCCCUUUGUGAGAUCUCAGACCUGUUUGAGAGUGAGGAUGGCUCCCCUUCGACUCAGGACGCGAGUCAGACUUCAGCCCAGGAGCUGGUUCAACCAAGCCAGCCUGCAGACGGCAGGCAAAACCUGCGCAUGAAGUUCCAGGGUGCCUUCAAGAAGGGCAUCUCUAAUCCAAUGGACCUAUUGGAAUCUAGCAUAUACGAGUCAAAUGUUGUUCAAGGCCCAAAGAAAGCCCCCAUGGACUCGCUUUUUGACUAUGGCACCUACAGGAACACCAGCAACCAGAAGAAACGAAGGAAGAAGCUCCCAAGAGGUAAAACUGAAACGUCCUGUGAUGACGCACAAAGCCUGGAACCACCGAAAGUAAUGAAGAUAUUUAACCGCUCUCUCCUCUUUGACUGCGUGUCUCGUGGAGACACUGAGGCCCUUGAGGGUCUGUUGGAGUACCUGCAGAGCCACGAGAAGAGGUUAACAGAUGAGGACUUGAGAGAGCCAUCCACAGGUAAGACCUGUCUGCCCAAAGCCUUGUUGAACCUUUACGGAGGUCAGAAUGACACCAUCCCUGUGCUGGUGGAUAUCGCAGAGAAGACUGGAAACCUCCGAGAGUUUAUAAACACACCUUUCAGGGACGUCUAUUACAGAGGCCAGACAGCGCUUCACAUUGCUAUCGAGCGCCGUAGUAAGCAGUAUGUGGAGCUGCUGGUGGAGCAGGGAGCUGAUGUUCAUGCUCCUGCGAGGGGACGCUUUUUCCAGCCGAGAAAUGAGGGGGGCUACUUCUACUUUGGUGAGCUGCCUCUCUCCCUGGCUGCAUGCACUAACCAGCCUGACAUUGUGCACUACCUGACUGAGAAUCCACACAAAAAAGCCGACCUGCGACGCCAGGAUACACGUGGAAACACAGUGCUGCACGCCCUGGUGCACAUCGCAGACAACACCAAGGACAACACACGCUUCCUCACAAAGAUGUACGACCUGCUGCUCAUCAAGAGUGCCAAGUUGUACCCAGACUGCAGCCUGGAGACUGUGCUCAACAACGACGGCAUGUCACCUCUCAUGAUGGCCGCCAAGCUGGGCAAGAUAGGGGUUUUCCAGCACAUUAUCAGACGUGAGAUCAAAGAUGAGGAAGCUCGUCAUUUGUCACGGAAGUUCAAGGAUUGGGCUUACGGGCCCGUGUACUCGUCCCUCUAUGAUCUGUCAUCUCUGGAUACAUGUGGAGAGGAACCAUCGGUGCUGGAAAUCCUCGUUUACAACAGUCGCAAUGAGAAUCGCCAUGAGAUGCUGGCCGUGGAGCCCAUCAACGAGCUGCUGAGGGCUAAAUGGCAGAAGUUUGCUGCUGUCACUUUUUACAUCAGUGUGGUUUCCUACCUCAUCACCAUGAUCAUCUUCACUCUAGUGGCUUAUUACCACCCAACACAGGGAACACCUCCGCACACCUACACAACGUCCUCUGAUUACCUGCGUAUGGUGGGUGAGAUUAUCACCUUGGCAUCAGGAAUCUUCUUCUUCCUCACCAAUAUUAAGGACCUCUUCUUGAAGAAGUGCCCUGGGGUGAAGUCUUUAUUCAUUGAUGGAUCUUUUCAACUGCUGUACUUCAUCUACUCAGUUCUGAUUAUGGUCACUGCUGUUCUCUACCUGUCUGGCAUCGAGGCCUACGUGUCUGUGAUGGUGUUUGCACUCGUCCUGGGCUGGAUGAACACUCUUUACUUCACCAGAGGCCUGAAGCUCACUGGAACCUACAGCAUCAUGAUACAAAAGAUUCUAUUCAAAGACCUUUUCAGAUUUCUGCUGGUGUAUGUGCUCUUCAUGAUUGGAUAUGCAUCAGCCCUGGUGGCCCUGCUGAAAGUGUGUCCUCCACCAGGAUCAGACUGUGGUGGAGAUUGCCCAACCUACCCCAAGUGCAGGGACCCAGACACCUUCAGUAACUUCUUACUGGACCUUUUUAAGCUGACCAUUGGGAUGGGAGAACUGGACAUGAUCGACAGUGCACAGUAUCCUGCAGUCUUCCUCAUCCUGUUGGUUACCUACAUCAUCCUCACCUUUGUGCUUCUGCUCAACAUGUUGAUUGCCUUGAUGGGGGAGACGGUUGGACAGGUGUCCAAGCAAAGCAAGAAGAUCUGGAAGCUUCAGUGGGCGACGACCAUCUUGGACAUCGAGCGUUCUUUCCCAGUCUGCCUUCGAAAGUCUUUUCGAGCUGGGGAGAUGGUGACUGUGGGAAAGAACUGCGACGGCACACCUGACCGACGCUGGUGCUUCAGGGUGGAUGAAGUGAACUGGUGCCACUGGAAUCAGAACCUCGCGAUAAUAAACGAGGAUCCUGGAAAGAAUGAGACGUGCCAAGCCAACGGGUUGCAGCAGAGCGUCAGAGCCUUGAGGAGAGACCGCUGGUCUACAGUGGUCCCCCGGGCGGUGGAGUUAAGUAAAGGUCCGCGGAGUCGUGAUCUGGUGGUAGAGAUGGAGCCGCUGACGUCCAGGCACUGACAUUGUCCUUCUUAUGAUGAGGCAGCAGAGAGCAAUCAACAUCAGAAGGAUCACUCUGCAGGGGACUAUUUGGCCAAUUAUUGUACUGCAUUGCACAGACUUCAUGUACCUUUUGUUCAGAGAAAGUAUAAUAAAUAUUACAGUUAGACAGUCUGUGUUAAAGGACUAAGCACAUAGACACACACUGGAUGUAUGAUGAGAAUUUUAUUUUUAAAGUUACAGCUACAAAAUAUCCUAAAUACAGUUAAAAAAAAUAUGGACCCUGAGAAAGAAUGAAGAAACAGUAGGGCUGUAAUUUGGUCAUUUUUACAUGUCACCAAAGAAUAGAAACUAUUCUAUAACUCCAUAUUUCAGACAUCAGUGGCUGAUCACUCAGGGAUUUAAAAGAGUAAAAAAUAUUUUAGCAUUCCAAGGCGCAAUUAAGCCUUACAGAAAACAGAAUCAUUAGUUUUCUGUUUUCAAGAAGAACCUAAUUACUGUAUGAUUGCAUUUGCAGUUUUACCAAAAGCUUUUAUAGAAGCGCUAAUCACUGAUUUAGUAGCAAAGGGAGAAAUUUCUUAUAAAUAUUAUACAAUAUCAAUAUUCAUAGACCUGUAGAAAGAAAUCAGCUUUGAUUUGCUCGCUAAGGAUUAUUUAAAACCAUUAUUUAAAUGUUUAUGGCUUUCAGUGUAUAGAAAAAGAACAUUUGUAUUCUAUGAAGUAUUUUUAUUCUUGGUUUGUUUCUAUGUAUUAAUUAAUAGUCUCAAAACUUUAAAGGUGUCAGGCUUCGAUUGCCGGCUGAGGCAGCACAGCUUUCAUUUGAACUGAAACAAUGCACUAUGACAAUUUGUGAUGUGUGCAUUAUUAUACGAACACAAAGACAUUGUUCCGAACAAGAUGGGCAUGAUGAGCAGGUUAGAGUUGUCAAGCAAAUGUGCAAAUGCUAGACAAUAGCCUUCCGUGUUAUAGUUUGUCUUUGAAUUUCCACAGUUAUUGUUCCUUUGCAGCUGGGGUAUUUGCAUAAUCAACUCUCAGGCCUCCCCAUUAUGUGCCUUCCCCUAUUUGCUGCAUUGUUUUCAUUGCAAUUGGCUCUUUGCCCUAUAUAGCAUCUUGUUUAUGCACAACUACUGUAUGUAUGCAUGUAUCUAUGUUAUUGUGCUGCAUGACGGGGUUUGAUUUAGGGAAGAUAAACCCCACAGUUCAUCUUCAGUAUCACUCAUUACUGCUGAAGGUCACAGGCCAUUGUUCAAUAUGUUUACAUUGUUUUCAUAGAGACAAAUGUCUACAGAUUUUUAUAUUGUGUGUCUAUUGCUGCACAGAACAAUAAAGACUGAAAGCCAAACAGUCACUGCACGCAUUUGUAUAACAUUUGCUAUAAAAUCUUUUUUUAUGAGGAUGUUUUCAAAUCUGUUCUAAAUUGUUUCAUAGAUUUUAUUUAUCCAAAAAUAUUUUCUCUUUGACAAAAAGAAAAUGUUUUCAUUUAAUUAAAAUUAUAUGAAUUGGCCAUCAAGAGAUAAGGAAUCUUUUUGACGGAACAAGAAUGCCUCAUAUUAAAAAGUAAAACCUACUGUAUUUCGGAUUUACAAUUAAUAGUUUCUGUUUGUUUAUUUUUAAACUAAAGAAAGAAGGAAUAGAUUAAUAUUCAAAUCUGCUUUGUUUUAAUUUGUUUUGAACAAGAAGAUAGUAAGUUUACUAGGACAAACCUUUAUCUUUCUCCAUUUAUGUUCAUAGUAUCUCAUUACCAUCAAAAAUUCAUAUUCUUUCACUCUUUUGAAACCCAAAUUUUAUGUAACAAUAAAAAAACAUUUUUAUGGUGCUUUACUAAUUGGUGGCAAAACCGCCAUAUAAUCUUUCCCAGGUGGCUUUGAUGACAUCACAGGUGUAAAAAGAUUUUCAGCUUUGUUUUUUUUACAAAAGGUUCACUCAUUACUUUCCACAUUAAAGCUUAUCCUCAAAAACUCA